CAGUUGAUAUUUAGGGUGACAGAUUUUGUUGGAAAAAGUGACUGUAAUAAAACUGUCAUUUUACCUUGCUAUGUGACUAAUCUAAAGGAGAACGAUGUGAGUGUCAUGUUUGUUACGUGGAAAAAACAAGGAAAAGGAUUUUUUUCUUUUGAUGGAGCAAGACAGGAGUUUUUCAGAGAUCAAGCAUUUCAAUCAGCUAACUUAGUAUCUCAGGCGGAUUUACCCAAGGGUGAUGCCUCUCUAAUGCUGGACAGUGCGGAAGCAGAUUUUGGAAAUUACAGUUGCGAAGUAACGGAAUCAAACAGAGAAGGAGAAACAACAGUUGAACUUAAAAACCUCUCAGUUUUCAGUUGCGGCAAGGAAAGCACCCCAACACCAAAGGAAAAAUGUGGAUCAUGGUUUCUUCUAGUGGAAAGUGUUGUCAUCAUAGCGUUGCUGAUCUUAGCUAUUAUUUUGUGUUUGGCUCAGUUACGUGUUACUGCAUUCAAAUAUGACAUUGUACCUCAGAAGAAAAUGAGCUUUAUUGUAGCAGGUGUCGUUGUCACAAUUGCUGCUGUUGUAGGCACUGUUCUUUUUGUCCAAGAUGGCUAUAUUGUACAGAAACAAGCUGGCCUUGGCCUAAUUGUAGGACCUGCUGUGAUUUUGGUACCACUUCAAUACUUUAUCUUUGGAAUUGUUUUCGAUAAUCUACCACAAGCCACAUUUGCUUUGAUAGGCCUGCAAAUUCUUGGUUACAUAAUUGCCAUGGUUGGUUUUGCACUGUGUGUCUCAGCCUGUCCUCCCUUACAUGGGUCUGUUGUGAUUGCUGGCUUAGCUAUUAUGGCUAUUGCAAAUUUGCUUAGUCUGGCUUACGUGUUUGUUAUGGGUUCCAGAAUGAAAGAUCAUCCUCGUCCAGGGAAACCUGUAGAAGAACCACUAAAUGAACCGAAGAGCAGUGUGAUAUGUGAAAAGUACACCGUUGUUGAUACACCGUGGCCUUGA
Messenger RNA from Pelecanus crispus (Dalmatian pelican), 981 nucleotides. The record is from RefSeq and is a predicted model, not a curated record. NCBI's taxonomy places the organism in Eukaryota, Metazoa, Chordata, Aves, Pelecaniformes, Pelecanidae.